AAUUAAGAGAUAGAUUCCAGAUAGAGGAAAGAUCAUGAGGUCACCGGUGCAACUCCAACACGGCUCAGACGCCACUAACGGUUUCCACACGCUGCAGCCUCUCGAUCAGACCGAUGGUCCGAUCAGGAGAGUGUGUCUCACGCGCGGUAUGCAUGUCCCUGAACACGUUGCGAUGCACCACACACACGACGUUGGUCCGGACCAGUGCUGCUCUUCGGUGGUGCAGAUGAUCCACGCGCCGCCUGAGUCCGUGUGGGCUCUCGUGCGGCGUUUUGAUAACCCGAAGGUUUACAAGAACUUCAUCAGACAGUGCCGUAUCGUCCAAGGCGAUGGACUACACGUCGGCGAUCUCCGGGAGGUCAUGGUGGUCUCUGGACUUCCGGCGGUCUCGAGCACCGAGAGACUCGAGAUCUUGGACGAGGAGCGUCACGUGAUUAGCUUUAGUGUCGUUGGUGGGGACCACAGGCUCAAGAACUACCGAUCGGUGACGACACUACACGCGGCGGACGAUGAAGGGACCGUCGUGGUGGAGUCUUACAUCGUCGAUGUGCCGCCGGGAAACACGGAGGAGGAAACUCUAAGCUUCGUUGAUACUAUCGUCCGGUGCAACCUUCAGUCUCUGGCUAGAAUUAUAAAAGGUCACUACAAGGUAAAAGCGGGAAGUGAGCAACGAGAGGCAGCGGCGGCCGUCAUGGAUUCAUCGGCGAACAUAAACAAAGCAUUAACGGAGACGCGUUUCUCCGACCUCGAACCUCCACUCUCCGGAGAUAUCAUUGAUGCGCUUAAUCAGUCUGAUUUCGAGUUCUGCACUCCGGUUCAAGCCGCGACGAUUCCUUUACUCUGUAGUUACAAGGAUGUCGCCGUCGACGCUGCCACCGGUUCUGGAAAAACCCUAGCUUUCGUCGUCCCCCUCGUUGAAAUCCUCCGUCGAUCCACCUCAUUCCCUCCGAAGCCUCAUCAGGUCAUGGGAGUGAUUAUAUCGCCAACAAGAGAGCUAUCAACGCAGAUAUAUAAUGUGGCACAGCCAUUUGUUUCGACUUUGGCAAAUGUGAACUCUGUGUUACUUGUUGGAGGCCGAGAGGUGAAAGCUGACACGAAGAUUAUUGAAGAAGAAGGAUGCAAUCUAUUGAUUGGUACACCUGGAAGGCUUUCAGAUAUAAUGGAACGAAUGGAGAUUCUGGAUUUUCGAAAUCUUGAGAUUCUUAUUUUAGACGAGGCUGAUAGGCUUUUGGAGAUGGGGUUCCAAAGGCAGGUGAAUUACAUUAUCUCACGCUUGCCAAAGCAGAGGAGGACUGGUCUCUUUUCAGCUACACAAACAGAAGGCGUUGAAGAGCUCGCCAAGGCUGGACUUAGGAACCCUGUGAGAGUUGAAGUUCGAGCUGAGGCGAAGUCGGAAUCUUCCCAGCAAUUGACAAACUCGAAAACCCCUUCUGGUCUUCAUCUUGAGUAUAUCGAAUGCGAAGCAGAUAAGAAAUCAUCACAACUAGUGGAUCUCCUCAUCAAGAACAGUGAUAAAAAGCUUAUAGUAUUCUUCAUGACCUGUGCUUCUGUUGACUACUGGGGACUCGUACUUUCAAAAAUUCCUGCCCUGAAGUCUAUAUCUUUAAUUCCUAUCCAUGGGGAUAUGAAGCAGAAUGCAAGAGACAAGGCAUUAGCUUCGUUUACUAAAGCAUCAAGCGGUGCCCUUUUGUGCACAGACGUUGCUGCACGUGGACUUGAUAUUCCAGGCAUUGAUUAUGUAGUUCAGUAUGAUCCCCCACAAGACCCAAAUAUGUUCAACCACAGGGCCGGCAGAACUGCAAGAUUGGGAAGACUAGGGAAGGCCAUUGUGUUUUUACUGCCUAAGGAGGAAGCCUAUGUAGACUUUAUGCGCAUAAGAAGAGUCCCUCUGGAAGAGAGAAAAUGCUCUGAGGACGCAUCCGAUGUCAUCCCGAUUAUACGUUCAGCUGCCAUGAAGGACCGAGCAGUGUUGGAGAAGGGAUUAAAGGCAUUUGUUUCCUUUGUCCGUGCUUAUAAGGAGCAUCACUGCUCUUUCAUUUUCAGAUGGAAAGAACUUGAAAUUGGAAAGUUAGCCAUGGGAUAUGGCCUCUUGUAUCUUCCUUCAAUGUCUGAAGUUAAACAACACAGACUUUCCAGUGAGGGUUUCACACCCGUUGAAGGUGUCAAGUUUGACGAAAUAAAAUUCAAGGACAAAUCUCGGGAGAAACAAAGACAGCAAAACUUACAAGUAAGGAAAGAGAAACGGCAAGAAGAGAAAAGAGAGAAAGGCAAGAGAAAAAGGGUUGAUGCUCCUACUACUAAUGAUCCUAAGAAAGCGUCGAGAAAGUUAACUGGGAAGCAAAGACAAACUAUUCAAACUGCUGAAGAUGACGAAGUGAUGGAUCGAGAUUAUAAGUUAAUGAUAAAACAAAUCCCUCUCUGUCUCGUGAUAUCCAACGACGAAGCCAUGUUAGUGGCACCACCACCACCACCACCUUUCGAUCCGACGAAGCCAUCGACACCUAUCUCCUUCCCUAUCAAAACUCUUCAAGACUUGAAGUCUCGCUCUUACUUCGAUUCCUUUCAUUAUCCCUUUAACCGCUCCUCCGUACCUCUCCGUCGGAACAUUGGCGCCUUGCCGGAUCGAUCUAGGCUCUUGGUUUGUCAUGACAUGAAAGGAGGCUACGUUGACGAUAAGUGGGUUCAAGGAUGUGGAAACAACGCUGGUUACGCCAUCUGGGAUUGGUAUUUGAUGGACGUUUUCGUUUACUUCUCACACUCGCUUGUGACUCUGCCUCCUCCUUGUUGGACCAACACUGCUCACAGACAUGGCGUCAAGGUAUUGGGGACUUUCAUCACAGAAUGGGACGAAGGAAAAGCUACCUGCAAAGAGUUGUUGGCGACAAAGGAGUCUGCGCAGAUGUAUGCAGAGCGUUUGGCUGAACUUGCUGCUGCUCUUGGCUUUGAUGGGUGGCUGAUAAAUAUAGAGAAUGUAAUAGAUGAAGUUCAAAUUCCAAAUUUGAUGGUUUUUGUAAGCCAUCUAACAAAAGUCAUGCAUUCAUCUGUACCUGGAGGUUUAGUUAUAUGGUAUGAUAGUGUCACUGUUGAUGGUCAGCUUGCUUGGCAAGAUCAGUUAACUGAGAAGAAUAAACCUUUCUUUGAUAUAUGCGAUGGAAUAUUCAUGAACUAUACAUGGAAGGAGAACUAUCCCAAAGCAUCAGCUGAAAUUGCCGGUGAUAGAAAACAUGAUGUCUACAUGGGAAUCGAUGUUUUUGGUCGGGGCACUUAUGGUGGUGGGCAAUGGACUGCAAAUGUUGCCCUUGAUUUGCUGAAGAGCAGUAAUGUAUCAGCUGCUAUAUUUGCUCCUGGAUGGGUCUACGAAACCGAGCAACCACCGGAUUUUUACACGGCACAAAAUAAAUGGUGGUCACUUGUUGAGAAGUCAUGGGGUAUAGUUCAAACAUAUCCUCAAGUCCUACCUUUCUACUCAGAUUUUAAUCCGGGCCUUGGUUCUCAUAUCUCUCUUGGAGGUCGGAAGUUAUCAGAAGCUCCCUGGUACAAUAUUUCAUGCCAAAGUCUGCAGCCACUCCUAGAAUUCAAUGAGGGAAAGAACUCAGAUAUCAUGCAAGUCACUGUUGAUGGUGGAGAAGCAUCUUAUAAUGGAGGAGGGAACGUCAGUUUCAGAGGAAAACUAAAGAGACAUGCACAUUUCACAGCAAGACUCUUCAAACCUCAGCUUCAGCUCUCUGCUUCCCCAAUAUCAAUCUCCUUUUCUGUGAAGUCAGAUAAAAGAUCCGAGCUAAGCAUUUUGCUCCAUUUUUCAUCUCCUUCACAUGAUGAGACAAAGUCCUUUCUUAUGGUGCAAAAUGAAUCCAUCAACAGAUUUGGCGACAUGUUCCUACCAUGUCUUCUCACAUCAAAACAGACCACAUCCGGUUGGACGGUGCAUGAAACGAACCUUGUUCUGGAUGGGCAUACACUGACUGAGAUAUCUGCCUUCUGCUCCAGACCAGAUGAUCUCACAGAAGAAACAAACACACUAGAGUAUUUUGCAUUGCUUGGACAUAUCUCCAUCAAAAGCCAGCAAAAAACCAAGCUUUUUCCUCUGGCGUCAUCAUGGGUUAUUGAGGCUCAUCAUGUAAAGUUUGUACCGGGUGGUUCUGGCUCCAAGACCUUAAGUUGUAAGCUAAAAUGGAGAUUGAAGCACCCUGAAGAAGAUUCUGUCUUUACAAAGUACAAUGUGUAUGCAGAGAAUCUGAGUUCGAGUGAUUAUAGACCAAGGAAAGUUAUGGAAGAACCAAGAAGCGAGAAAGUGUUCCUUGGAACAGCUCAUGUUGAUGCUUAUUAUGUCUCUGAUAUGGUCGUUGGAUCAGAUGUGAAGGGAGUCCGGUUCGUGGUUCAAACCUGUGGUGAGGAUGGUUCAUGGCAGGAGUUGGAUGCUUCCCCUAACCUUGUGGUUGAAGUAGAACGUCUGAGUUCAAAGCUCUGUUGUUGUGGGUUAUUUUGAGUUAUGGUUCAUUUCCGAACUUGCAAUCCCUGCGAUCUAAUAAGAGCAUUGAUGGUUUAGUCAGUGUCAAGGAUAUGAACCAUACCAUAAUGAUUACGAGGUUGAUAAUAAUAAGUUGGAAAUAAAAUUUGAAACACAUG
Arabidopsis arenosa is the source of this 4626-nucleotide messenger RNA. The record is from the annotation of a GenBank genome assembly. Lineage: Eukaryota; Viridiplantae; Streptophyta; Magnoliopsida; Brassicales; Brassicaceae.